GUCGAGGAUCCAACCAUGGCGCCCAUGUCGCAAGAGGAUAUCGAGUGGUUUAAGUCCACUUUCCACCCAAUUCCAAAACCCCAGCUUCCCGAUGAUUCUAUCGAAUACUCACUCUACCACGUUCCAUCCGGCCCUGGCGGCGCCUCCGUUGAUGAAAUCUCAGAAACGCGAGCACGACUAGUCGAGGUUCAGCGAACUGCAGCAGAACUGACAAAGGACCUUCUGAAAGAUUAUAUUUGGCAGCGUGAGAGUUUCCGUCUCGAGAUAGCUAAGGAAGGUGGAAUUACAUAUUUGCGCGGGCGGACAAACUUUGGAGACUCUAUUGAAGAUGAAUGGGUGAUCGUAUAUAUACUGCGCGAGCUAACGAAGAAGCAUAAGGAUAUUUGGGUCAAGGUUGUGGAUAGCGAUGGUGAAUUCCUUUUAGUUGAGGCUGCCGGGGCACUACCUGCUUGGCUAGAGCCUGAAGUGGCGGAUAAUAGAGUAUGGAUACAUCAAGGGCAACUUGUGAUCAUAAAACCAAAACAUAACGCUAAGCAUUCGAGGAAAGUCACCGAGAAGAUAUCGCUUCAAGAUGCGAGGAGGAUCAUAAAGGAUGAACCAGAACGUUUAUCACACUCCGUCAUGAUUGAAGAAGAGGCAUUCUAUCGGCUACGCAAUUACCCUGAGCAGAUUAACGAGAACCUUCACUCUGCGAUGGUCACGAUCCCACGCAGAGUUGCGUAUUUAUUACGGCAGAAGCCAGCUUAUGUGUCCGCGGCUGUUGAAUCAUUUUAUCUACGAGAUCCGAUUGCUUUGCGGCCGCUUCGAGGCAAGGAGUCGAGCAACCUUAUUUUCAAACCCGAAGAUUUCGUCACAGUCAGCGUGCGGUUCACCAGGGUAGGCUAUGCACAGCUUAAGAGUCAGGAUUUUCCUGUUCCGAAGUCUUGGGUUGGAAAACUACCUUCGAGUAAUGAUCGAAAGAUCCAUGAUCGUGCAGAGACAGGGAUGAAAUUAACAUGUGGUUUCGAAAUGCUAUUGUGUGAUCCACAAAAUCAGGACAAAGCAGCGGUACGGGAAAUGAAGUUACUCUUAGAAGAUGUCGAUACAGGAGAUGAGGAACUGCCCACGGAUGAGGAGGUUGAAAGGUUCUGGAGUAAGCGGGAGGAUGAUGAAAAGUGGCUGGACAUAAGCUUCGAGGAUUUGGAUAGGGAGCUAAAGGGAAGGGGAAAGGAUAACAAAAAUGAGCGCAAGGAUAAAGGAUCUUUUGGAGAUGCUAAUGCCCAAGAGAACCUCCAGCGUAUCGUUUCUCGUUUUGAAGAAUUUCUAAACGAUAACUCGGCUGGCUUUGAAGGGGCCGACUUCAUUGAUGACUUUGGUUCUGACUCUGAUGAUGGAGAGGAUGAGGAAGAUAUGAGCAGCGAAGGGGAAGAUAAAGAAGCAUCAUUCGAUGAAGAGGAGUUCUCUCGAAUGAUGAAGGAAAUGAUGGGCAUGCCUUCAAUGCCCGGUCUCCACGGCGCUUCUCGAGCAUCUAAUCGGAUAGAAGAAUUGGACUCUGCAUCCGAGGAGGAGGAGGAUGAUGAUGAUGUGGAACAGAUACAGGAGCUAUCUAAGCAGAUGGAAGCGGAGUUGAAGGGGACAGGAGUUCUUGACCUAAACCGCCGUCCCCAGGAACGGAACAAAAAAGGGCAGAUACAAUCCGGGAGCAAGAAACCCGAGAAAUCCAAUGUCGACCAGCCCCAGAACGAUGAGAGUGUUGAGGACGAGGAUGAUAAUCCUAAUAUCAACCUCAUGAAGAAUUUGCUGCAAAGCAUCGAAGGGCAGGCUGGUGGGGCGGGGCCUGCAGGAAAUUUGCUGUCUAUGAUGAACUUGCCCAUUCCCAAGGAUGACAGGUCCUGAGCGUCUUGGGGGUUUCCUUGAGCAAGCUUAUACUUGCCAAUUGACUUUCAGCAAGGUGGCAGUGAUUCGCUCUGACUUCCUCACCGUCAUUCUUGGAGAGUUCGACAUCUUUAGUGUGCAACAGGAAAAAGCACCUGAAAGGCGUACCAGAGAUCGAAAAAAUAUUAUUGCUAUGGAGCAAUCGGAAUUUAUGUUAUGGACCAUGGAUGCUUUCAUGAGAUGAGAAUUUAUGAUACCCUGUUCUUCUGUGCUUAUACAGUUUUGAUGGUAUGGGUCAGUUGCUUGGACAAUGUGUUUCAGCCGAUGCCGGGCUAUAGUAAAUAAAGAUAAAGAGAGAAAAUGGCUUGACAGUGGAAUGAAGCCGUGGAGAGUGUGGUCACGUGGACGGCCCGUCUCAGCCAUGUCCUGCCAAUGGUUUGGACCUCAUCCUCGUAUCCAAUUACUCAAACCUGUAUGAUGAAGCAAUUCCUGUUGCUUUUGCCUUGGAUGGUGGACUUUAUAUACUACCAUCGUAAUAAAUGAGC
This is a messenger RNA of Monascus purpureus, 2399 nucleotides long. NCBI's taxonomy places the organism in Eukaryota, Fungi, Ascomycota, Eurotiomycetes, Eurotiales, Aspergillaceae. The record is from the annotation of a GenBank genome assembly.